This is a messenger RNA of Anoplopoma fimbria (sablefish), 4775 nucleotides long. RefSeq names its product protein tyrosine phosphatase non-receptor type 11a (gene ptpn11a). The transcript is spliced from 15 exons. The record is from RefSeq and is a predicted model, not a curated record. NCBI's taxonomy places the organism in Eukaryota, Metazoa, Chordata, Actinopteri, Perciformes, Anoplopomatidae. Bases 266 to 2053 code for a protein of 595 amino acids. Gene Ontology annotation, molecular function: protein tyrosine phosphatase activity. Gene Ontology annotation, biological process: protein dephosphorylation.
UGACGUCAAACAGUCGACUUGCUGUGAAGUCUCCGGGGCCGAGGCCUAGAGACUUUUUUGUUUUGUUUUUUUGUGCCGCGUACAUUAUUUUUUUUGUUUUCUUUUCCCAUGCCUGGCCUCUCUGGCCCGCCGUCCUGACCGGGUGUGAACCCAUGAAGCACUUUAUUCUGUGUUAGAAGCGGGAACCGGGUCGGAAGCGUUGGCGAGCUAACUGUGGCUAACUGCUAGCUGCCAGCGAGGAAGUGAGGGACACGAAGAAGAAAAGAUGACAUCCCGGAGGUGGUUUCACCCCAACAUCACAGGUGUGGAGGCUGAAAACCUCCUGCUGACUCGAGGAGUGGACGGGAGCUUUCUAGCCCGACCCAGUAAGAGUAAUCCAGGAGACUUCACCCUCUCAGUACGGCGAAAUGGCGCCGUCACCCACAUCAAGAUCCAGAACACGGGGGACUACUACGACCUGUACGGCGGGGAGAAGUUUGCCACUCUGGCGGAGCUGGUGCAGUAUUACAUGGAGCAUCACGGGCAGCUGAAAGAGAAGAACGGAGACGUGAUCGAGCUCAAGUAUCCGCUCAACUGUGCCGACCCGACCUCAGAGCGAUGGUUCCACGGACACUUGUCGGGUCGGGAGGCCGAGAAGCUGCUGACGGAGAAAGGGAAGAACGGCAGCUUCCUGGUGAGAGAGAGCCAGAGCCACCCGGGGGAUUUCGUCCUGUCGGUCCGGACGGGAGACGACAAGACGGACAGCAGUGACAACAAACCCAAAGUCACCCACGUCAUGAUCCGCUGCCAGCCUGACCUGAAGUACGACGUGGGCGGAGGGGAGAAGUUUGACUCCCUCACCGACCUGGUAGAGCACUACAAGAAGAACCCCAUGGUGGAAACCCUGGGCACCGUGCUUCAGCUCAAACAGCCCCUGAACACUACUCGUAUCAACGCUGCAGAGAUCGAAAGUCGAGUGAGGGAGCUGAGCAAACUAGCGGAGGCCACGGACAAGGUCAAACAGGGCUUCUGGGAAGAGUUUGAGACUUUGCAGCAACAGGAGUGCAAACUGCUCUACAGUCGCAAAGAAGGCCAGAGAGCAGAGAACAAAAACAAGAACAGAUACAAGAACAUUCUGCCUUUCGACCACACGCGUGUGGUUCUGAAUGACAGGGACCCAAAUGAGCCGGGCUCUGACUACAUCAAUGCCAAUAUCAUCAUGGUAGUAUCUGCUGUCAUGCCGGAGCUGGACCCAAAGUGCAACAGUACGAAGGUGAAGAAGAGCUACAUCGCCACUCAGGGCUGUCUGCAGAACACCAUCAGUGACUUCUGGAGGAUGGUGUUUCAGGAGAACUCACGGGUCAUCGUGAUGACGACCAAAGAGGUGGAGAGAGGGAAGAGUAAAUGUGUGAAGUACUGGCCCGACAUGUCGGCUCUGAAGGAGUACGGAGCGAUGAGAGUUCGCAACGUCAGAGAGACGUCUGCACACGACUACAUCCUACGAGAACUCAAGCUGUCCAAAGUGGGACAGGGCAACACAGAACGUACCGUCUGGCAGUACCACUUCAGGGCCUGGCCGGACCACGGCGUCCCCACCGACCCGGGCGGCGUUCUGGACUUCCUGGAGGAGGUCAACCUGAAGCAGGAGAGCAUUCUGGACGCCGGGCCUAUCGCUGUACACUGCAGUGCGGGGAUCGGGAGGACAGGAACGUUUAUAGUGAUCGACAUCCUGAUAGAUGUGAUCAGAGAAAAAGGAGUGGACUGUGACAUCGACGUUCCCAAAACCAUCCAGAUGGUUCGCUCCCAGCGCUCUGGGAUGGUGCAGACGGAGGCCCAGUACAGAUUCAUCUAUAUGGCCGUGCAGCACUACAUCGAAACGUUGCAGAGACGCAUCGAGGAGGAGCAGAAAAGUAAGAUUAAAGGGCGCGAGUACACCAACAUUAAGUACUCUUUGUCCGACCUGACGGGAGGAGAGCAGAGCCCUUUGCCUCCUUGUACUCCUAUUCCUACUCCCACCUGCACAGAGAUCACGAUACCUGACAGUUUUUUUCGCCAGCCACACCUUGACGCCUGAGACUUGUAAUGACAUGGAACAAUGGAAAAAACACACACACACACACACACACACACACACACACACACACACACACACACACACACACACACACAUAUGAGAGAGACCAGACACCAGGGUCCUCCUGUUCAUGAACAUUUUGCCCUCCAGUUGAAUUCUAAACCACUGUGAUGAUCAUCAGAAGAGCCUUUGAGAAGCCUAACAUGCUAAAUCCUGCUACUAAUCCACCGUUCUGGGGUUUAGUUUUGUAAAUCUCACCCCAACAAGGGCUGUGAUCACUCUCCUCAGAGGGGGGGAACCUAGCUAACCUUUGCUCAUUUUUAUGUUUUUUAUUUUAUUAACCAAAGGAAGGUUAUGUAGGUUUGUUUUGUAGACAGAAGUGAGGAGGUUUAUUUUUAGAGGCUUGUGCCAAAACCAUGAUUUCAUCCACAUUUCAUUAAUCGUCUUUAUUCUGCCAGUUUAAAGCGGUGGGAGACGUAUUUGUGCACAAAACUCCCAGUUCUUAUUGUCUAGUUUUCACUUAAUAUAUAGAAUAAUGUUUCUGAAUGAAGAACUAUUGGCAUUGUAGUGUAACAACAUAUUUACUGUUGAUCGUAAUCCACUUCUAAACAUGAAUUUCUUUUUUUUUUGGCGCCAGAACUGCCUUUAAGAGAGACUUUAAUUCAGGCUUUUUAUUUUUUUUUUACGUUCUCAUGAUGUUAAUGUUUUUUUCUGUUUUGUGUCUGUUAGUUAACCAUUCCUGAGCUCAAGCCGAACGCCCUUUAUUGCUGCUCUUUUUAUUUAGCAGCACAGUUUCAUUGGUGGAUUUAUAAAUAAUCUGACCUGCGGUUUAAAGAGGAGCUUCUUCAGUUUGUCGUUUUCAGGCAUCGCCACCGACGCACGGCCGCCAAAAAAACAACUUUGUUUUUUUACGUUUUUUUGUCAUUACUUCUUGUUUAUUUCUUCUUUUUUUUAAAAAGACAAAUGCCUUUUUUGUAUACCAUUGCGUAUUUUGAGCACCACAUGUACUUAAUUUUAAGAGUCACUGUUUUAAGAAGCAAUUCCACAUCUCUCAGCUUUGUUGUUCUAGAUCGUUCUCCCCGUGAUCGUCAGCUGGAUUCAGUAGUUCACACACACACACACACACACACACACACACACACACACACACACUUUUCUUGUCUUUCUGAUAAUAUUAAUCAAAGUAAAGCAGUAAAACAGGAAUAUUUCAACAUUGUGGGAACAUUUGCUCGUUUACUUUCUUGCAAAGAGUUCCAUGAGAAGAUCGAUGCCAAUCUCAUGUCUGCAAAGCCGGUUUUCUCACAUGAACUACUUACAAACGUCCAGAGCAUCAGGUCUGCAUAUUUGUCCGCAAAAUUCGCAGCCAUUUCACACGUUAUGCAACAGAAAACAUGCAAAAACACAACUUUCACAGCUAGCCUGACUCUGUCAAAAAGUAAUAUAAAUCCACCUAAUAGCACCUCUAAAGCGCACUUAUUAACACGCUCUAACUCGUUUGUGUAAACUGUACAAUAACAAAAAAGGUUAAAAAAAUGACGCGUCAAUCACAUGUUGAAGUCCACAGGCUAGCUGUUUCCCCCUGCUUCCAGGCUUUAUGCUAAACUAAGCUAAUCCCCUGCCAGACAUGAGAAUGGUGUCAAUCUUUUCAUCUAACUCUCGGCAAGAAAGCAGAACAUCAAACCAUUUCCUUUUAACUUCAUCUUCACAAUCAGCUGCAGUAUUUCAGGGGGAAUCUGAUGUGUUGAAUCAGCGUUAUUAUUAUUUAAACGAGACUCCACAACACUCAUUUCAAACGCGUUGCCUCAGUAUUGUUCUUUUUGUUUUUUGUCAAGCCUUCUCAUCACUACGCCUUCAGAAUCUGCAGUCCCUGAGAUUGCACUUCUUGUAACAGUGCUGACUCUCAGAUUUUCAGAAGAAACGGAAAAGAAGCGUCUCUCCUCUUUGCCUUGAGGGACGGUUCUCUACAACCACUGAUUUGAAAAGCUUCUUCUGUAACAUUUUAAACAAAAAGAAAAUCAUGAAAUCAGUGUUUUUUUGGGGGGGAGCAAGUGUUCUUUGAAAUGAUUCCUCUCCUCCCGAGGUGAAACGCCCUCCACUGACUGAUCUCCUGUAGUUUGGUGAACUGUAUGCAGUUUUUAAUCGCCAUAACGGAUGACUUUGUUCUCGUCUCAUGUUUCGUGGAGCGCUUGCUUUGUGCCGUUUUUUUUUUGUGUCCAGUUUGUGUUUCUUCUUUGAGAUUUGUGCGGCCUUUUCUUGUUUUUACUCCCCAGAUGAUAAAACCGCUUUUUCCAUUGGAUCAUGUAAGCAAUGUAGAUGCAUAGACGUGCCUUCUAUGCAUAUGCCUAUGUGUAUGUGAUAGCUAUUAAAAAUAAAAAACAACAGUGCUCUUUAGUUCCAUCGCCAUUCAAGAACCUGUAACACUUAAAUGUGAAUUCUGAACAAAAAAGAAAAGACAAAAAAAAACGGUGAUCGCAAUGCAAACAAACUAUAUUUUUUAACAUGUAUAUUGUACAUGAGUACCUGGUAGAGGAGAAUGUACUUACUAAAACAUAUCUACUUGCCAUUAAGAUAUACCGUAUGUAUAUUCCUACAGCUUUCUCUCUCUGUGACUCACAGGAGCGACCUCUCAGAGCUUCAGAGGUUUAUUGUAUGACUUUCAAUGCAGUUAACCGUGUUAACUUCCUCAGUAACAAUAAAUGAAAAGGCUCACGCCUCAUUAAGA